This is a messenger RNA of Falco peregrinus (peregrine falcon), 8235 nucleotides long. It is a transcript of the gene C12H3orf70, whose product is annotated as chromosome 12 C3orf70 homolog. The coding region runs from base 5026 to 5616 and encodes 196 amino acids. The transcript is spliced from 3 exons. The record is from RefSeq and is a predicted model, not a curated record. NCBI's taxonomy places the organism in Eukaryota, Metazoa, Chordata, Aves, Falconiformes, Falconidae.
AAGACAAAUGGGCAUUAACAUACAAAUCUGCUGAAGAAAAACUUUCUGAUCCCGCCCCCCCUUUCUUGGUUUCCUUUGAAAAGCUUGUGGCUCAUCAAGUCAAAGGCUGUCACAGCUGUCUCUAUACAGCACCAAGAGGGAACACUUCUUCACAUGAGAACUAGCAACUGUACAAAAUCACUGCUGGGGGAGCCACUGUAGAAACGUUGCUAGAUCAGUUCUUUUCUGUGCUUAGGUGAGAUCAGGAAGGGGAUGGAUUUGUUAGUGCUGUGAUGCAGCUGCUUCUGUGAGAAGGUGCUGGUUGAAAUGGCAGGCUUCUGUUAGGUCAGAGCUUGCUGAUGUUUGCUGGUGUAACUGCUAAGGCCCUCUUGCAUGACUUCUUUUGUGGUGGUGGGGUAACUGGUGUGCCUUUGCAGAGUUGUCUUGUGUCCUUGGAGUCUUUUUUACGAUCCUUUGCUGUGCCUUCCUAGCUAUGCCAGAAGUACUGGAAAUGUGCAGGAUGCUCUUCACGUUCCCUGCACUAGAAAUGUGUUUGAACAAUCUUGAUGCUUUUUCAAAGUUGCUUGGAAGAAGUGCAGGGCAAAAAUAUCUCUUGCGUUAAGGUGUUGCAUAUCUUUAUCUAUGAGGGUCCUUCAAUACCGAUGAGCGUUUCAGUUAUGCAUCGUCAUAACCACCAGUGGUGCAGUUCAGCUUUACUUGGGGUUGUACUGUAAAUCUGACAGUGGCUCAGUGUCCUGAAACAUUUUUCUUUUUCUCUGGUGCCUUAUUCCACAUCUCACAUCCCCAGUGCAGCCCAUGAUGUUUUGCUAGAUAUGACAUGGUGGCUAUUCAGUGUGAUACAAAGCAAUAGAAAGCGGGUUAGCAGUAAUUUUUUUUUUAAUUUUUUUUUUUUACAUGUGCCAUCUGUAAAUGUACUCCGGACUUCUCCUUCCAUUUGUUCUUGCCCCUCUGGAAAAGCUAUUACUGUGCUCUAAGCAAGGUGUAAUUUGAAGCUAUUAUAGUCCUUGGUGAAUAUUUAUGGUUAGGGCAAUCUUUGUUUGCAAAGGUUUGUUGUUCCAAGCUGUGCAUAUAAUUGGAGAGAGAAAGAAGGAGGAAGAGCGGAGGCAGUCAUUUUGUUUGCUGUUGCAGCCGGUGGGGCUGGAAGGCAGCGUCCCCGUGUAGGUGUGCAGACCAGCGUCACACUUCCAGAUUACCCUUCUACUCUGCUGAACGCUUCUGAAAAAAAGUGUGGUGGGUACCUCAAGCAGGCGUAGGGUGCUGAGUGCCUGUCAAUACACAUCUCCAGACUGCAGCAGCAAGCCUUGCCUUGCUUUACUCUGCAAAGGAGGAAAACCCACCGUCUGCCCCGACUUUGUUUUGUCAGUGGUGAGAUGAUACCCAGUCCCUUCCGGCGCAGGGGCUGGGGCCAGCCCAGGCUGGUCUGUUGUGGCAGAACUGUCUGCCACCUGUGCCACCCACCACCCCGGGGAUCCUGAGAUCUUGGAAAACCAGCUGGGUGUUUGGCAGCUUACGUGCCGUCCUUGGGCAACUGUGCCAAUCCAGGCAGCAGCACACUACUCCAGCUUGUAGCUGUCAUCACCUGCGAGACAGCUUCAUUUAGACGUCAGAAGGGUGUGCAUCCAGUCAGCUCUUCCUAAAGAGGCAGUCUUGUCUCUCCUGCCACACUGAUGAGAAAUGAAACAAACCCUGCUGGAAGAACGCUUGGUAGUUCUCCAUCUUUUGCUAUGAAGAAAGCCAGAGCUUGAGAAGCUGAUCCAUUGGUUUCCCCAUGCAGAGAGAGAUGUAGAAUAGCAGCCGUGCAGUGAACUCCCUGUGGAAUACUGCAGAGUCCCUCCAAGCUAAUACUGUCUCCUGUUACACAUGCAUUAUGAAUACUUGCUUUGCCUUCAUUCCUUCAAAGCUGUGUGGUAUUUAAUUAGAAUUUGUUUAUGUUCUUCAUAGUGGGACCCAUUUUCUUCUCCCAUAACCUUAUUUUUGUGGCAGGGUUGUGUGCGGCAAUAGGAGGGCGUUGCACAGCUGGAGUGAGAAACCUACCUGACUUUGCAACAGAAGGUCGCCGGUGCCGUUACAAAGGUGUAGCUUCGGGCAGAAGCAAGUCACCCGCGUUUAACCAGCAGCUCUCUGCCGUUAAACCAUGGGAACCAGCUGCACACGCCCUUCGUGCACCUUUCUGCGGUAGGAACAAGCAGCUGCCUAAACAUCAGCCCACAUGCUUUGCCCUGCGGUUGGGGUCCCUGCUCCAGCCCCUCUGAAGCAUCUGCCGCAGCCGAGGGCACUGAAAUCUCCAGUGGGAUGAGCGCUGGUUCUCCAGCGGCGCCUGGGCUGGGUGCUCUCACCGCAGUGCUCAGCCGGCUGGGGCACACGGAGGCAGCUCCUCAGCGGUGCUGGUUAAACGGAGCCAGGUGACGGUAAAUAGCGUGCAGCGAGCAGCUCUGCGUUAACCUCACCGAUCUUGGGAGAGUAGAUGAGCCGGCAAGAUUGGAGGGUGUAGAAAUAUUUGCCCAAGCAGCUGCAGGGGCAAGAAUACUUAUGAAAAAAGCUUUUAUGUUUCAGUUAAAAGACGUCUAAAUGUCUUGCGUGCAAACAAAUCUGCAUGGUACAUAUUGCUGACCUGGAGUCUUAGGAUCCACAACGGAAGGUCCACAGCUAUCUUUACCACUUUCUGAAGUGCAGCGCAAUUCACGUUGUUAUUUAUUAGGAAAUAAAAAUAAUCCUUCAAGGCAGCAUUUUGAGAGGGUAAAACUUGAGAAUUCGUUAUGAGAAAUCUCACUACUGAAAGAUGGAUUUAUUCUUUUUUUUUUUUUUUUUUUUAAUAUGCCAAGCACAUUAAUGAGUGUCAGAGGUAAACUAGAAUGCUGAGACGAAGGGAAAUAGAGAAUAAAAUCUUUAAGCUGUACCUCUGCUUAUUUCAUGGUUAAGUUAUUUUGUAUUAGCCACGGAAAUUGCUGCUGUGUCUGUUUGGUGAGGAUGCAUGCAGACUGCUCAAUUAGCAAAGAAUCAGAAAGAAGUGACCUCGUGGCUGGCUUCUAAAGGCUCUUACUUGGUUUUUUUGUAAGCAGGAGACACUACAGUACAGCUUGCAAUCGAUCACCCACGUAGUUCUGGCAAUCAGUGCCACAGACAGGCUACACUGAUCCCUCUCUGCACACACCCACCCACCCACCCCAGUGUGCAUUUGCUUUUGGGGGUGAAAAAGUUUCCAAGUUGCCUGAGUUUGCUCAAGAUCUGCAGGUCAUGACAACUCACUGCUCUGCUGGGUUCUGCCUUAACCUGCUGGCAGGUGUCACUGCGGCAGGGUGCCAGGGCUCUGGUGAACAGCAUCCAUCUGAUUUGGCAAUAAAAAUCCUAUUUCUGUGAACAGAGAAGCAGGAAGAUGAGCAUUGCCCAGUACUUACCUCCUCAGACACAUAUGAAUAGUUCUUUUGCAGUUGGGUAUUGGCUUUACUGCAUGCUAAUUCUCUGGAGGAUUAGUUUUUUGGGGCUUUGGCAAGGGUCAGUUGAAUAAUGAAGAAAUGGAGAAACAAUCAGUCCUUUUUAGUUGUGCACAAACGGCUGUCACUGUCGCUGAGGCCCGACAAAGAGAUGCAGUGUUCCUGGAGAAUCACGCUUUGCGAGCAUGUAGCAGCAGAAAGUGUAGGUACCGGCACAGGCUCCCGGCGGUGACAGUUAAGCGCAGCCUGCACCCUUGCUUCUGAAGUCUCAUUGUCUCGCGUUUCAUCGUAUCGUCUCUUAACAUAUGGCUGUCAUGGGUAAUUGAGACUUAUCAUGAAAAUGGUUUUGGCAGAGCCUGGUUUCACACGUUCCCUGUUAAGCACCCAGGAGAGGCACGGGCUGCUGCUUCCUCCGAGCCGUUUUGCCACGGUGGUGGUGGAACUGUGGAGCUAGAACUGUGACACUUCUCCAUAGCUGCUAUUACAGUGCUCCAGAGCGUCCCAAACUUCUGCAAAUGCAGCAACUGCUUUUCUCAGAAUUCGGUGCUUGAUUUUCGGACACGUGUUUGGCACGUGCGGUAUUUUUCCUUUACGGAAUUGCUGCCAUCCGCGGAGGCAGCGGUGGCAAGUGACCCAGGAAAGGACUUGUGGUGCAGCGUCUCGUCUGGCAUCUGUAUUUGUGCAAAACUGUCAUUUACAGGAGCAUUCAUCAGUGCAGCUCGAUUACAGAGUUCUUCAACUGACUUGGUUGGAAUAAAUAGGCAAUAAAUUACAUGCUAGCAUAUUUAAAAGGAAUGUGUUGGAAUAGGUGCUCAAAAUACUAUUCCGUCAUAGACUUUUGCCAGCUGUUUAAAGUCAGCAAAAAUAUUGCUGUUUAUUUCAGUGGGAGUUCAAGCAGACCAAGAUGUAUUUUAAGAGAACUUGGGGACUUGUGCUUUUGGGAUAAUUUUCUGUUAAAAAGACACCCCUGCCAAUCCUGCAGGCUGCAGGGGGAGGGGAUGAUCAUAUUUUUCAUUUCUGCAUCUAUUUUUCUUGGAUGCAUCACAGCUGAGUGUUUGCGUGUGUUAUGUGGGGUAAGGAGUUGUGAGGCCAUAACCACAGCUGAGUCCGUGCCCCAGGCUGUGAGCACCAGCACCCCUCAAGGAGGGACCGGGUCAUGUGUUAAACCAGAAAGUUUAAUCUGUCUAAAAUAAACAAACUUGGCCCUAAAACUAGCUGAAACUAAACAAAAUUGUACCGGAAGUCUAAAGAAAUGCAGAAAUCUGUUCAUGUAGAAAAAUCUUUUUUCCAUUGGGCAAUUCCUGUUUUACCCUGGCAGAGUUUGUCCUUGGAACGUGAGGAGACGGUGUCAGCCUCUGGAAGGUCACACAAACGGGGAGCUGAAAUCCUCUGUGAGCAGAAUCGCCACCAUUUGCUUCUACCCUGAAAUUAACGCCAGCAGGGCAGUUUUCAAACACGCAGAGAAUUACCACAUGCUGCUGCAAUGGGCCUGCCUUGGACACUUCAAGAGAGGUGGCACAAAACUGAGUUGAGAAAUUUUUCUUUCACUGACAAUGGAACGGAAUAGGAGCCCACACAGAAUCCCUCCAAACACAUGGAUACGUACAGCACCGUGGUUUCAGGCGAGGGUAAAUACGUCUAUCAGCCCAUGACACCCGUAGAGCAGCUCCCCAGCACCGAAAUACCCAUUCGCCCUCGGGAGGCUACAAACACCAUCCAGAUCUCCGUCUCGCUCACCGAACACUUUUUGAAGUUCGCGCCCGUCUUCCAGCCCCCCCUGCCCCCUGACUCCCCGCAGUUCUGCACGAUCGCAGACCUCUUCAUUGACAAUUACCGCGUGAAAUGCAUCAACGGGAAGAUGUGCUAUGUGCAGAGGCAGCCUCCCCCUGUGCCCCACAAGGUAAAGCCCGAGGAAGUCCCCGUUCGCAAUGCCUUAAUCACAAAAGAGAGCAAUACGCCAAAACCAGAUCACUGCUCGUCCCCUUCCAGCUCCGAGGACUCCGGGAUCAAUGCGGUGGGGGUUCACUACAUGGAGUCGUGUGACGAGGACACAGAGGGGGUGGCUGAGCUCAGUUCAGAAGAAGAUUACAGCCCGGAUAGCAGCUGGGAGCCGGACGAGUGCCCGCUCUUGUCACCCUCGCAGUGCGAAAUGGAAGUGAUUGAGACUAUAGAAACCACUGUGUGACCCGACGUGUUGGUGUGAGAGCGGGCCACUUCCCACUCAGUAAUGUUGCUUUUGUAGUAUUUAUAUUUUCGGUUUUUUCUGACAAUCCCUUUUUUUCCAGUGCACUUGAUAUUUCAGAUUCCUCAUGGGAGUGUGGUCACAGGACUUGCAUACUGGUGACUAGCAGCAGCCUGAGCAAUUUUAACACGUUCUCAGCCUGAUCAGAUCUCCCACGUCUGCACAUAAGGUAGUGAUAAAUCUUCAGACUUUUAUAGCUGAAAUAGGCCCUUUCCUUGGUCUGGGUUACAUCAGAUCCUACUUCUCCUACGAGGACGUUCCACUCGAGGUGUUUCCACCUGUCAGGAUGUUUGCAGUGGGCCUCCAAAGCACAGCGGGGGAGCUGGUGCAGCAUGCCUGCGAGCAGCAAAACCAAGUUGCCCUUACUCUUUCUCAAACAGCCACGCGAGGUGCGGCAACAAGAGGCUCUUUCCGUCUCUGUCUGGCCCUGCGCGUUGUCCAUCCUCUUCUCCAGUGCUGGUGCGACCCUUCUCGGAGGCUGUCGCACCGCUCUUCCAGCGGGUUGGUAUGGCAGGCUAGAGAAUGCACAAAGUGCCUCCAACUUUUCUCCAGGCUAUGCACCGAGCAUCUGCUGAGUUAGAUCAGGCUCUGGAAUCUCCUGAGAAGGCAGCUGUUGCUCCGGAUGGGGGAUCAGUUGCCUGGAUCCAGCUGGUCCCUUUGCUCUACGUGGAUCUCGGGAAGGGGAUCUGGCUUUUGCAGCUUGGCAGGAGGGGGAGCAGGCAGAGAUGAAGCGUGGCAUCUAACCAAUACCAUGCCAGACCGGGGUGUAGAAUGACAGGCGAAGGAAGUGACUACCUCCAAACACACAAAAUCCGCCCUCAGCUUUGCCUGCUGCUUCCUCCUGUGCUGCUCGGUGCCGGACACAUGCGCUCAGGACCAAACGGCCUCAGGGCCUGCGUUUGCCCGAAGAGUAACAAAAAGUUUAUCAGCCACACCACUGUGUCGGCAGAGCUUGGGAACAGCGUGGAGGUGCCGGGAGGUGGCCUACGGGCUCGGUGGUGCCGUGCUUGUUCAAGAACAGCCCCAGGUCAGUCUUGUGGGCCAAGGAAGCUUUGGCUCUGGCUCCUUGGCGCCUGGCUGGGGAGCGGGUCCUGAACAGGGCUCUCCUCCAGCAGCCGCUGCCGGCGAGCUGGUGUGCUGGCCCUUUGGCUUCAGCCCUGCCUGACAAACACAUCGGCCUCAGAUUUCAGUCAGCUUGAAGCAGCUGGAGUCAGUAAUAACUGUGGUUUUAACAGCAUUACUGAGUUUGUGUGUUUGCUGUUUACGUUCAGAAGUCACUGGUGAAUAUAAGGCUGUAUAAACGUGUACAGUUUAGUGAUCGAUACUAGAUUAUAGUCCGUGUUAGAGGAUGGCUCAUCUCUCACUAAAUCCUGACAAUGUAUUACUAAUUUUAUACACUUUGUAAUCAGUAUCUUUAGAAAAUGUUUAGGCAACAGUGUGUGUGUGUGUGCACAUGCGCGUGGGCUAGGAGUUUACCAUAAAUGGGUAUAAAGUAAUACUGUCCUUUUUAGACUAACACUUUCAGACAAAAAUAAUAGGUUUUAUAGUUUUGAUGAUUUACAUAAAAAAGUGCAAUGCUUGUUAAAUGAGGAACUUGGGCCAUUGCAUGAACAGAUAUAUUCUCACAAGGCACCUGAAAAUACUGUUUUUCUGAGGGCUUUUAAACGAAGGCCGUAGUAAAACAAUAGGAUUUAUUUAUUUAUUAAGUGCGGGGUUGUCUUUCUCAGUUAACUAAGGUUUCUAACAACGUUUUAGUGUCUUUUGCCCAUUCAGACACAUUCCAUAGGUAGAAGGAAGCAUUGUGUAUAAACCUACAGCAUUUAUUCAUAUUUAAUCUUUCAAUUGUAAUCUGAGCGAAGAGUUGGAAAGCUCGCUCGCGUGCCUGGCCUGUCUGAGCUCCCUUCCUGGGAGGACGGGGUGGGCGGCAGCUGCACCCCCCCAAGGGGCUUCUUCCCAAGGACAGGGUGCUCCUCCCUAGCCCUCGCUGCGGUGCCAAGCCCAGGAAAGGGCACCAGGAGCCCCUGACUGGGCACGAGCUCACCAUGCUCGCCAGCCAGCGGGAGCCACCUCCUGCUCCCGUUCGGGGGCACCGGCUGUGAGCGUCGUGAAGUGCAGCGGGGUAGUUAUGACCCAGACUUACCGUAAGCUCCUGCGGUCUCGCAGGUUCCUGUCACUGUCGUCAGGAUACAUUCUUUCUUAACUGUAAGUAAUUAGCAAUAUUCACAAGCUGUGAGUUGUCUCCUACCCAGGAUUUGUUCAGAUGUCUUAAGCACAAUAAGCUGCCUCUUCCUUCUGUGGUACCCGUAACCGUCAGUGGAGCAGCCUGGUGCGGGACAGGGCUGGCGUGGGACGGCGUCUCAGCAGCCAGCGCAGCGGUGGGUUCUCACUGUGCUCCAUCACGCGCCCCAGUUCAGAAACACGCUCCUCACAGAAACGUGAUUUCUUUUCUUUGCACAAACACUGGCGUAGACGUGCUGUAAGAGACGUGCCCUGGGCUCGUUGCUCCACUCUGCCAGGGAGAGGUGUGUAUAUUUCUUCUUUAAUAAAAUACUAAACAACGGA